AUGGACGCCUCCAGCUUAAGCGCUUGGGCAAGCGAGCUAGACUCCAAGAACACCAAGCGCCGCCUGCAGGUUCUGGAAGAUCUGGGAGCAGCCUUGCAGUCGCAACCGCCGCGAUCAUCAUCCGAGACAGCUUCGGGAGGGGGCCUAGCCUGCAACAACGACGACAACUCGUGGCAGCAGAUAGUGGCUCCGCUCGUACGCACCCUGCGAGACAACAACUUCAAGGUCUGCCGCGCGAGCCUGGCCUGCCUGGAGAGCCUCGUCACCCGGGUCAUCGAGCAAGACGCCGCUCGUCAGACACCAGUGGGCCGCACCGCCACCGCCGCCACCGCCGCCGCCGCCGCCUCCGGCCGCAAUGGCAGCGCCAACAGCAGCAUAACGCCGUUCCUGUCCCUGAUCACGCCGGCGGUGGUAGAGUGCCUCGGCAACUCCAAGGCUGCCGUGCAGGAGAAGGGCAUCGACUUGCUGCUGGCCGUUAGCGACCCAGCGGUCGCCGGGGGCCGUGACAUCGUCUCCUCGCUGCAGCGGCACUUCGCCGGGCACCGGAACUGGCGCGUUCGGGAGCGGCUAGUGGCGUACCUCGGGCGCGUCGCAGAGCUGGACCCCGCCGGCAUCAACAGCAUCCACCAGCAGCAGCAGCAGCAGCAGCGGGGGGGUGUGGCGGCGGAAACAGAGUCGUCCUUGCUGGCAGGACUGUUGGCGGAUGCACUCAACGACUCGGCCUCCCAGGUGCGGCAGGAAGCGCUGGCGGCGGCGACGAGGGUGGUCGGGAUGCUCGCAGGGAACGGCGGUCCAAUUCUGUUGGCCCAGCUGGAGGCGAAGGGGGUCCGGCGAGUAGCGCUCUCGGCUCUUCGGGACGCCGGGAGCGGCAGCGCCACUGGCGGCGGCGGCGGCGGAGAAACGGGCUUCGCCUUCACCGAAGGCGCCGCUGCCACAGCAGGCCUGCUGUCACCGAUCACUCCCGAGCCGCAAACAUCGUUCCGUUCCGGCGCGGCCGCCGCCGCCGCCGCACAAGCAGCAACGACGGUACAUCGCGCUGCUGCUGCUGGUCACGGUAACGCCAACGGCGGCGGCGCUCGCCUCACGACGGCGACCAGAAGAAGAAGGCCGACGGCCGCGGGAAAGGGGGGACGGGGAGGAACUACGUCUGUCUUGACGCGGGCGGGGGCAGGCGUACCAGAAGGAGAGCGAGGAGCGCCUACACCGACCGGUGGGGAAGCGGCCGGGCGUGGUGGUGGCGCCAGUCGCGCGGGUUCCCCUACGUCCUUGAUCGGGAACAGCCCGCGGGGUUUGGCGCUGGGCAGCGGUGGGGAAGAAUCGGCUUUUUCCGCGUUGGAACCGCUGGUGGCCGUGACGGUGUACACCGAGCGCGACGUGCGCCGUGAGGUGGAAGCGGUGAAGGCGGGUCUCGAGCACGAGAGCGACUGGCAGAGGUGGGUCUCCGCCAUGCGGAGACUCGCGGGCGUCGCUCUCGGUGGGGGGGGUUCGGACUUCCCCGCGCUCCUGGUGGGGCUCGUUCGCGCCAGCGUGCACGAGAUGGUCGGGCACAAGGUGUCGGAGAACCGCAGCGCCGUCGCCCGCGAGGCGUGCCGCUGCGUCGCCGUCCUCGCCAGGUGCCUGACGGACCACUUCGGGGCCCUGGCCGAGCUGUGGCUGCCGGAGCUGCUCCGGAACACGACCCGCGCUGUCGUCGUCGCCGCCGCGGGGGACGAGGCCGCGCGCGCCAUCUUCGGGUGCACGGAGGACGGGUUCCCGCGCCUCCUGCCGUAUCUGGUCGACACUGCGAAGAACAAGAGCGCCGCGAUACGCCGGCGGUGCCUCGACUACGCCAUGCUCGCGCUCGCUCGUUGGAGCGACGCGGCCUUCGAUCGAUGCGCCGUCCAGCUGAGGGAUAUGGUGGCGGCGGCUGUAGCAGACGCGGACAGCUCGGUGAGAGCGACGGCGCGCCGUGCCUACUGGGUCCUGAACCUCCGUUUCCCGGACUUGGCGCAGUCGGUCAUGGGCUCGCUGGCUCCUUCCAUGCAGAGGCAUGUUCUUCGCGAAGACCAAGAGUUCGACGCGGAAGCUUUUGUUCGUGCAGCCAACGCCGCCGCCGAGGACCCGCAGUUCGCCCAGAGACGGCCGGCCAGUGCCGCCUUCGACGGCGAGGGUGGGCUGGCGACGGCGGCGGGAGGUGCGGCGAGGUCGUCGUCCGCAAGGGUGAAGGUCGAUCGCGGUGCUGCUGCCGAUAGCGGCGGUGGUGGUAGCGGUAGGGUUUUGCGUCCGGGAGGCGGAGCGCCGGCGAGGAGAACCCGGCCCCCUGGGCGAGCGCCGGCCGCGCACGACGGCACGAUGGAUGUCGCCGACAACGGCAACGCGUUUUCUUUCGGCGCGGGUAGCGCCUUCGACGCUGUGGGCGGCGGCGGUGGUGGUGGGGAUGGCAGCAAGAACAGGAGCGCUUCGUCGGCAUUACGCGUCGCAGGCGGCGGCGGCGGCGGCGGGAGUGAGGGAGAGGUUGCCGCGACGAUGAUGCCGGCAACGGCGAAGUCUGGAGCUUUCCGCGUGCCCCGUGGCGGUGUGAGUGAAACGGUGACUCGCGUACCUGCUGCAGCAAGUGGCGAUGCCCUUCACCAACGCUUCCCCGCAGCUCGGGUCGUGGCGAGAAGGUCGUCGGUGGUUCCGGCGGCGGGGGGCGAAGGGGAACCCCAAAGCUUUGACGCCCCCGGCGCGCUCGGUGGUGUGUCCAAGGGCGAGCGGGGGGUGCAGCCAGCCAGGGUUGUCGGGCGGCAGCAGCAGCAGCGGUUGGAUGCGAGUGCGGUGGGGAGACGGGAAGAGGAGGCCGGGGAGAGCAGAGCGGACCGGGGGGGAGCGAUGAGGGCCGUGGUCGCUGCGCCGGUUGUUCUCGACCGUCGGCACGUGUUGCGCCAGAUGGACGACCUUGCAGACCAAGCCGGCGCGUCCCACUGGGGCACACGAACAGAGGCUCUAGAGAGCAUGCAGAACCUCCUAACCGUGGAAGGCGGCGGAGGCGGCAGCAGCGGUAGCGACUCUGGUGAGAGGGGCGAGGGCGGGAAGUUCGUGCUGGAGUCGAGGCCGGCGUCCAGACGGGUGGAGACCGUGAUCGCGGAGCGCACGCGGGACGUCAACUUCAGGGUCGUGGCCGCGGCGCUCAAGCUCUUCGGCGGCCUCGUGGAAGCGCACGCGGCCCUCAUGGCCGGCCACACGUCGACCCUCCUGCCGUCGGUGUUCCCAACCUUGGCCGACCCGAAGGAGCCGGUGCGCCAGGCGGCAAACGAGGCGCUGAACGCCUGCCGGGCGGCGUACAACCCCAACCAGCUCUGCUCCUCGCUGUGCCCCCGCGUCCUCGAGCUCCCGGCCGGCCGCGCGCGGACCGGCCUCCUCGAGUUCCUGGCCGUUCUCGUGCCUCACUCGGCGGUGUUUUUCCUCGACGGGCACCACUCGUCUGGGGGCGGAGCCGGAGGCGGGGGACACAUGCAGUCUCUCACGCAGCGGGUCGCGUCCGCUCUCGCGCAGACUCCGCCCCCGUCGAACUGGGACGGGUCUCUCGGGGAGGACGGGCCUACGUCCGCCGGCCCCGCGGCCUCCGCCGCGAUCCGGCUCCUGACGGCGCUGUCUCGCCUGGACAGGGAAGCCCUGGCGACGGCGUCGGCGGCGCUGCCGCCUGAGCCGGCCGCGGCGGUGCGGCGGGCGCUGUCGUUCCUCCGCCCCAAGUCUCCGUCUCCGCCGAGGAGAACGGAAGCUGCUGCUCUGUCUCCGAUAAGUGCCGGCGAGAGUGCCGUUGCCGGCGGGGGCUCCGCAGAGGCGGAUGGAAGACGUUCCCCGACCACCGUUUCGGAUGGGGAUGGGGAGGAAAAUGGGGUUGCGGCUGUUGUGACGCCUGCGGUGGGCGGUGUGCGGGGCGUCGGGGGAAAGCCUGGCGACGGGAAUGAGGGGUCGUCGUCGUCGUCGCCGCCGCCGACGCCGACGCUCGAAACGCCGCGACCUCCGGUGGUAGCGGCAGCGAGUCCGCCGGGGGAGGGAGGGUUCGCACUUUCUUCGAAUCCCGGCAGCGCGUUCUUGUGUGAGGAAAGAAGUGGCCGGCGUGGACGGCUAGAAGCGGAGUCGGCCUUGUUCACACCACCGGAGCAGCGGCAGCAGCGGAACCCGCAUCGUCAGCCACUGGCGCCGGUUACCCCGCGGGACUCGAACCGCCAGCCUGCUGGCGAGCAGCACGUGGGCUUGGUUUCCGGAGGGAGUGGCAAGAAUAUGCGGCUGGCGGGAUUUCCGACUCCGAAGAAGAGUCUUGUUCUUGCUGCGGCGGCUCCCGCUUCCGCCACAAGGUCGUCGGCAGUGCCGGUGGCGGCGAGUCAGGACCAAAAGGCGGCGGCGGAGGCGGUGAUGGUGGGCGGGGGGCUAAUCGCGGGGCUGUCGCGCGGAGCGCGCUCGCAUCGGAAGAUCGAAGCGCUGUCCUCCCUCCGAGGGUUGGCAGACGGGGAAGGCGCCGGGGGGCGCCCGGACUUCUGGCCGCGGUACUUCGGUCAGGUGCUCAUGCUCCUGUUGGAGGGAGCGGCGGUGUCGCCACCGGUGGCGGCGGCGGCGGCGGCAGGGGAGGAGGGCACACGGAGAGGAGGCGGCAACGGCGGUGGACAAGGCGGAGUCUACUCGACCCCGUCGUCAAGGCGGCGGUCGCUGCUUCGGGCGAAGCACCUACAGGGGGUGCGGUGCCUUGUCGCGCGGCGUGGGGAAAUGUUCCCGGGGUCGACGGAGAUGGUGGUGGGCAGGCUCGUUGAGAUCGGCGGCGGCGGCGGCGGCGGGGGGGACCCUAGCGUUGCCGUCCGGUGCGAGGCAGAGGCAUGCCUGGCCGACCUCGUCGGCGUCCUAGACCCCGCCCGCUACCUCGCCGUGUUGACCCCGCUCCUCGCCCUCCUCCCUGCCGCCGCCGCCGCCGGUGGUGGUUGUGGAAACCUGGGCGGCGACGGCGGCGAGCCGAAGGAAGGUCUCGCGGGGGGUGCGCGGGGCGUGCUGGCGCAGUGCGUCGCGCUCGGGGCGCUGCGCGCCCUGACGCCGCGGCUGUCGUCGCCGGGGCUCCUGGGCGCGCUGGGCGCGGGCCCCCUGCUGGCGGGGCUGGAGGCGGCUCUCGGCGGUGGGGACCUCGAGGCGCGCAAGCGGGCGGUGUUGGCCUUGGUGGAGAUGUACCAGGUGCUGGAAGAGGCCCUGCUACCGUUCCUGGCCAACUUUCCCACCAACCGUCUCAAGCUCAUCACGAUGUACAUCGAGCAGCGCAGGGCGAGGGAUAAACUCGCCGCUGCCGCCGCCGCCGCCGCCGGUACAGGGUCUGCUAGCACGCCUGGGUUUGCGACGGUGAAGUCAGCGGGUGCGAGCGGGGCUGUUGCCGCGACGACAGCGACUAGAUUUACGCCGAUACGGUAG
Messenger RNA from Ectocarpus siliculosus, 5409 nucleotides. NCBI's taxonomy places the organism in Eukaryota, Phaeophyceae, Ectocarpales, Ectocarpaceae. The record is from the annotation of a GenBank genome assembly.